Heterotrigona itama is the source of this 1226-nucleotide messenger RNA. NCBI's taxonomy places the organism in Eukaryota, Metazoa, Arthropoda, Insecta, Hymenoptera, Apidae. The record is from the annotation of a GenBank genome assembly.
AUGUCGUUUGAGUUGGAUGUGACGUUGCCGGGACCGGAAGCGAUGGCUGUCGCUGAGAAGGAGCUCCGAGAGACUGAAGGGAAUGUGAAGGAGGGACUCGCUGAAUUGAGAAAGUAUCUCGAGGAGGACAAGACUCUCUAUUUUCCAACGGACGAGGAUUUCCUUCUAAUUUUCCUGCGGCCGUGCAAGUUUUACGCGAAGAGUGCCUACGAGCUGAUGAAACGGAGCGCUCAAUAUAAAGAGAAGCACGCAGCUCUAUUGGGUAAUCUAAUGCCAUUGGACGAGAAGGUGGCCCUUGUCGAUCAUAAUGUGGUGAACGUCCUCAAAGGGAGAGAUCACAAGGGUCGAAGGAUACUUGUGGUCAACUGUGGAAAAACUUGGGACCCGACAGCUGUCACCGCUGAUCAAAUAUUGCGAUUGUUUUACUUGAUCCAUCAGUUGGCCAUGCGCGAGCCACUGACUCAAAUAUACGGAACUGUCGUCAUCAUGGAUUUCGACGGCCUGUCCAUGAAACAAGUUAGGGGACUGACGCCGUCAUUCUCCAUGAAACUCUUGAGCUUCAUUCAAGAAGCUAUGCCUUUGCGUCUGAAAGAGGUACACUACGUGAAACAACCGUUCCUGUUCAACAUGGUAUGGCAAAUGUUGAAGCCCUUCGUCAAAGAGAAACUAAAAAAACGCAUGUUCUUCCACGGUGACAAAAUGUCCUCCCUUCACGUUUACAUUCCAGCUAGUCACUUGCCGAAGAAUUAUGGCGGCAAUCUGCCGGAAAUCGAUUACUCCAGCGCCGAUUGGUAUCCUACAUUGCUCAAGCACGAAGACAGGAUUAAAGGUAAGAUUCAAUUAAUUUAAUUGAAAGUAAUUAAUCCUUUGUGGUCUUGUGUCGAAUCAAGUAGUCUAAUUUCAUUAGAAUCUUUUUAAUUCAAACAUACUAGUUAAAGUGUCAAAAUUGCAAGGAGAAAAAAAAAAAACGCGAUACAUCAUUUCUACAUUUUCGGGGAGAAAUAGUUUUCAAACUCAGUACGUUGUCGAUUAAAAUCAACUUUUAAUUUAAUUUAAUUUAUUUAUUUUUUUUUCACGUUUAGUUUUGAAACUAAGCAAGCUGUUCAAACAAUAAAAAAGGAUUAAUAAAGAAUAAAAAUUUUCGAUAUAAUAAAGGAAGAAAUUAAGAUAUAACCUGUUUUUAUGUUUCAGAGUGGAAUUCGUACGGAUUUCGUAAAAAUAAUUAA